AUGCAAAAUCCUCAAAAUAUUGAAAAUAAAGUUUUUGAAGAUGUUGUGAAAGAUUUUGAUGAAAAUGAAAUUUUUGAAGAAAUAACUGGAAAAUUUACAUGGGAACAAGAUGUUGAAAGAUCAUGGAAUUUACUAGUAGAAAAUAAUGGUGUUUUACAACAUGUUAGCCAAGAAAAAUCCGAAAAUAAGAAUAAACAAAAAUAUAAAAAGAAUCAAGUAUGCUCUUUAAGAAAAGGAAUAUUCAGGCACAUAAUCAUAUUAUUUGAUAUGUCUAGUAGUAUGAAAGAAAGGGAUUUUAAACCAGAUAGAAUAAAUGUUGUCUUAGAAAGUGUAGAAAUGUUUUUAAAAAAUUUUUUCUUCAAAAACCCAGUUGGCCAUGUGGGCGUAGUUGCAUUAAAAAAUAGUUCAGCAAAAUUAAUCCAACCUCUAACAUCAAAUAUUGAUGACAUUCUAAAUUCAUUAUUAAAAGAAAGAAGUGUAGGUUUGCAAGGUUCUCCGUCUUUGCAGGAAGGGUUAGAAAUAUCCCAUGAUUUAUUAAUUGAUAUGCCUUUGUAUGGAACUAAGGAAAUAUUAAUAGUUUAUGGAUCGAUAAGAACAUGUGAUAAAAAGAAUAUUUUAAAAGUAUUAGAAUUAUUAGUAAAAAGCAAUAUUUAUGUAAACUGUAUUUCAAUUGCUCCUGAAAUGCAUAUUUUAAAACAUAUAUGCGAAAAAACAAAUGGAAUAUAUAAAAUAUGUGCUGAUAAAAAUUCUUUAAUAAAUGAAAUAAAUAAUUUCGCAGAAACUCCUCUAUGGAUGAAUGGUAUGGAACCUCAAUUAAUUCAUAUAUGUUUUCCAAUAAAAAAAAAAAUUAGUACACAAAUAAUGUGCUCUUGCCAUAAUAAUUUAAAUACUGAUACUUAUAUAUGCAAUUUUUGCAAUAGCUAUACAUGUAAAAUACCUUCAAAGUGUAAAGUAUGUGGAAUUCAUUUAAUUUCUAUGCAUGAUCUUUCUCAUAUUACUAAUAAUCUUCAAGGAUCUCCCUUAUUUAUUGAAAUAAGUAACGAAAAUAAACAAUAUAAUUUAUGUUCAUCCUGUAAUCAACAACUUGAUGACAAAGUAUCACAAUGUACUAAAUGCAAAAAUGCAUUUUGUAUUGAUUGUGAUAUUUUUAUUCAUGAAGAUUUAAAUCAAUGUCCUUUUUGUUUAAUAAAUGAUAUUUAA
Messenger RNA from Plasmodium relictum, 1200 nucleotides. RefSeq names its product general transcription factor IIH subunit 2, putative (gene P44). Bases 1 to 1200 code for a protein of 399 amino acids. The record is from RefSeq and is a predicted model, not a curated record. The transcript is spliced from 5 exons. Gene Ontology annotation, molecular function: zinc ion binding. Gene Ontology annotation, biological process: DNA-templated transcription; regulation of transcription by RNA polymerase II; nucleotide-excision repair. NCBI's taxonomy places the organism in Eukaryota, Apicomplexa, Aconoidasida, Haemosporida, Plasmodiidae. Gene Ontology annotation, cellular component: transcription factor TFIIH holo complex; transcription factor TFIIH core complex.